GCUAGGUUAGAAAGGGAAAAUUAAGGAGCAGGGAGGGAGAUGGACUUAAGACCCUAGAGAGACGAAGGGCAAGAGAGACAAAGGGUAACAUGGGAUUCAGCUGGGGGAACGAAGAAUUUAGAGAAUAAAAUAUUCCUGGAUUUGUAUGGUUCAUAGAGCCCCCUGUGUAUAAUGAGACAUUAACACAUCUGACAGUUUUUUAAAGCUUCAGAGAGGAUUGCAAACUACAGACAGGAUAGCUAGAGAGAGAUUUAGCAAGAAUCACAUAGAGAUUAUACAGAGAGGGAGGAGAGACAGCUAACUGUCCGUUCAGAAACGGGAAAGGAGGAUCGCAGGAGAAAGGGACCUAGCUUGCUGGCCCGACACAGCAAGACUCCUAGGAGGGGGAGACAGAUUGUGGGAAAUGAGAGAGAGCCAGACAAAGAGAGAGGUGACAAAGGAAAAGUGUUCGAGAGGCCAUUAUACAUUGUAGCAAGAACUGGGCAGUGGGUCACUGAGAUACAGCAGGGGAUUGAGACGUAAGCCAGACACAAGGAAUAUGAUAUGUCAGAAAACUGUCAUGUGAAAAGGAAAUGGGAAGAGUGCCUGUGUAAUUGUAGUGGGUGUGUGCUGCAGAAAAGUUCAUUAUAGUUAAAUAAUGUGUUUUAUAGAACAGUCUGGGUCCAGUACUGUAGGAUUCUAUAGACUAAUGUAGGAGGAUUUGUGUUUGUAGCAAACAGUACUCUAUAAAGUGCAAGUUAUUGCAGUGUGUGCAUAUAUAUUUAUGUAUACACAUACUGAGCAUUAUUAUUAUUGUAAUGCUUUAUAUUCAAUCUUGAUAGUCAUAGAAAGUGUUGUAGUAUAGGUACUCAGACAGAAGGAAGAGUAGAUUUCUCAGAGGGGUUUGCAAUGAGUUCCUUGCUUGCAUCCUCUCCUUCUCUCACCACUAAUGCUCCCAGCUCCUCUUCCCUUCCCUCUCUUGGUCCAGUCUCUUCUCCUCUUCCUUGUCCUUCACGAGGGUUUCUCCGCAGCCUUCGUGUCUUGUACCACAUCUUGGAGGAGGAAGGGGGUGGCCGGGUCCAUGUGCAAGACAUUGAGGGAUUAUGGGGUGGCCCCACUAUCCUGUCUGGGGUCCCGCAGGCACUCAGAGAUGCAACAGCUUCCAGUGGUGGCUACCUGAGCUUCCCUCGGCUGGUGAAGGGACUCACUCAGGCACUGAGGGCAGCAGAACCUCAAGAUACACAGACACACAGGAGAGGUGAGUCUGAAAAAUGUGCUGUGAGUCUUUGUAAAGCAAGUGUCAAGAGGGUGUCAAUUCAAUCCCCUCUCCAUACCUCUGUCUCACUAAACUGCCUGUCUCUUAACUGUCACUUUCACCCCUGUUGUCUCCUAACUUGCCCCGUACCCUCAUUCUGAAAACAUCUACCUAUACUUUAUAGAAUGCUCCUCCUGCUUUUGUGACCUCUCUUACUAUCCACCCUAGCACUGUCUUUCACUCUCUUUCUUUCUCUCAUCCUUUUCUUUCACUUUCCCUUAUUCUCUCUUUUCUGACUUGCUUUCUUGUUCUCUCUCUUUCUUUCUUGCUGCCCCAUCUCACUCUAUCAUCUCGCCUCCCUUGAUUUACACUUUUGUAUCAUAACGCUCUCUAAUCUGCACCAUCUGUCUGCAUGUAUAAUCUGCACAUUGAGGAAAGCAGAGAGAGAUCAGAUGAGAGGAUUACUACUUUUGCACUGUACAAAUAAAAUACUUUUUGCUCAACCUAUAAUUUCCUGUAGAUAAUUCCCCAUUUAUAAAUGAAAGGUGUCAAAAUACCAAAACCACUAUGUAUCAAAUUAAACAGCAAUGCAUACGACAGUUACAUUUAUAUUAAAAAGAAAAGAUGAAGAAACCUAGGCAAAUAAUAUUUAACAGUGUAUUCGCUGCAAAAUAUUCAUUAGUCUUUUGUAUAGUAAGGAAAUUAUUUUUCUUGUUGUGUUGAGAAUUAUUUUGUGUGUAUCGAUCAAACUAUUUAAAGGGACUCUGAGUACCGUAACAUCCUGUUGUAGUGGUCAUGGUGCAGUGAGUCUGUGGAUGCGUUCUGACAGGUUUUCGUAAAACUGUUUUGUUUUUUUAGCAGAUUGACAAACACAUACUGCCAGGCCACUCGUCACCAUCUGCUGAUGCAGAUGUGCCUUUCCUCUUUAGCCCUUACAUCUUCGGAUGGCAGUGAAUGGCUGAGAGUGCUGAGGGCUAGUUUGACAAAAACACAGGGGAUGUAUCCACAGAAUCUUGAGCUGCAGUUGUUAUGGUGCCUAGAAUGCCCCUUUUAAUUUCCAGGUAUUGUAGCACUUCAGAAUUUCCUAUCCUUCUCUGUAAUUACUUACUGAGACUGCAAGUACCAGUUGGUAUAGCACUUGUCUAUGUGGAAACCAUAAGUCAUAUUUAAUUAAGCAGUGGUUUCUGCUAUGAUGUACUAGUAAAAAAUAUCCUGCUGGAUGCUUACAUGUUUUGAUAUUAAUAUGGAAUGUAAAGGCAUUGCCGUAAAAACCCAGAGAUUGGAUGUAUAUAUAUAUAUAUGUGUGUGUGUGUGUGUGUGUGUGUGUGUGCCAGGAACGUGUCUGGCCAUUCUUUUGCAUUCAGAGAGAAAUUUAUUGAGAAAUCCUACCUGGCUCAUGGUGAUUACUAAGUUCCGGUCCCUAACAUCAUAGCUUGUGUGGUUUUAAUGCUAUGUGCUGAAACACCUGCUCUCCCCAGCAUGCCUAUUUAAUCUUUCCUCUUCUUGACAUCUAAGCUCAGGUAUCCUGGCACCUACCUCUUUGUCUUUGCUGCUCCGUAGGCCUAUAUGGUCCUUGCAGAUGGACUUUGCGUUGUGUUUGUGCCUGAGAGUUGUCACUUCACCAGUAGCUUCUGCCAUUUACAUUGACACUGGGAUAUAAUGUCAGCAUAUCUUAGCUGCCCCAUCUAGUGGGCCCCCAAUACCCAAUUCUAUUUGCCUUCAUUUUUGACUAUAGUUUGCAGCAGAAAGUUGUAGUAAAGUUUUCACAAGCAAAAGCUCAAACAAUGACCUAUUAAGCCCAGCACAUCUUGGUGGACUUGGCAGAAUUGAAACCACCAAAGUAUUCUAUGAAUUAUUAUUAUUGAACCCCAGUAAUUGAUGGCCAAGCUUAAUUUAGCAAAUAACCCGGCGGGUGACUGUCAUUAUUUGACCACCUGUUUCUUAUUCAGGAGUGAACUCACCAACCAGAAUCCUUGGUGUCAAAUAUGUUAAAAUGUUGGCUUAUUGGAAAAUUUAACGAAUGAACAAAAUACCCUUCAUUAAAUACCACUGUAAUUAAUAAUAACAAUUAACCACAGCACAUUGUAGUGUUAUAUUCCACGGAGGUUUAGGAUGUGAUCCUAUUAUUAUUGGCAUGUGUAUAGCUCUAACACAUUCUUCAGAUCUAUACGAUAUUAUAAAGGAGGGAAUUUAACAACAAACGAGACAAGCUUUUACAAUUUCCAAAGAAAUGAUCAUGUAGUAGGUGGGAUUUAAAAAUCCACAAUAAGAAGGGAGCCAGCUACAAAGUACAGGGUGGCAAAAUAGCAAACUGCAGGUACUGCUGAGCUAUCACUAAACCUGGAAUUUUGGAAAACUGACAAUAACAUUUCAAAUUUUAGGACAAUAUUAUUGACUGGUCACAAAUGCCAGUCUUAUACUUUGAAUGAUCUGUGUAAGACUUCUCCAUAAUUUAUAUUGUAUAAUCUGUGCCAGGCUCAGAUUUGGAAGGGUUUGCUUGUGCUGGCCACCCGUGCCAGCUCCUUUCUUCUCUAUUUGUGUACUCUGUGGCAUCUCUCAGCUUGAGUGAGUCAUAUUCUCUGUGUCACCUCCAUCUAAUGCCCACAUUAGUCUUGCCAUGUGCUGGGCCUGGAAUCGAGAGGGACCUUCGUGCCCUCUGUCAGACUUUAUUAACCAGAUUGUGACGCUUUAAUGCAAAGCUCUGGUUAUUGAGCCCUGAUGUGAACUUUUAAUUUCUGCUGAACAGAUGCAGGUCUAUAAGAUGGAGGCAGAUGGUGAGAGCAAAACAUUAAUUACGAAGAGAUAUAUUAAGCCUCUUACGCUGAAAACUUCCCGCAUAGAACCUUUAAAAGAUAAUUCCAGUAUAUGUCCACCUGUUAAACGAUCAUCUAGAUAAUAAGAAUGUAUUGCUCUCUCCUAGGUGGUAAAGGAGUGACACGCUCACAGAGCAUCAACCAUGACGUCUCCUCAACUCCACGACUCUCGCGUCAGGAGCAAAAGUCACGCCGACACACGUUGACCAAUGGCAUUGAUUACAACACGGUACUGAGCACUUCUACACACGUGGGUGGGAUCAUUUUGAUGGGGUAAAGGGUUAAGGUUAAGUGGAUCUGUCACUUCUUGGGAUGUUUAGUUAUCCCUGUACUGAAUAUGUGUUUGUGAGGGUGGAAAAAUAAAAUUAAAUGUAACAAUUCACAUCUCUUUAGCCUGCAACAUUUACAGAGAAUAGGAUAAAUUAAACAAUGUCUUGUCAAUUUCUUGUCUUCAUUUGUGGUGUGUGGCCUGACUUUGCCUGAACUGGUUUGGGAUGUAAUUUGCUAAAUAUUUAAUAUAAACUUAAAAGAAAGCACGUCGCACAAAAAAAAGGUUAACACCGGUUAUAAGUGAUUUUCCAUGUUUUAUUCAGUGCUCUGAAUUAGAGAGACAUGCCAGUCGUUGGUACUUGGGUAACAUGGUAACUGCUUGGCUGGAUUAAUCUGUUACAAGUGAUAGUUGUAGAAUGUGUGAGAAAUGCAUAUUGUUCAUAACUAUGUCUUCUCUGGUACUGGAUUUAAAUAUUCCACUCACUAUUGAUAUGACUACAGAAGACAUUUAUUCACAAACCCAAAUUAGCUAAUCAGUCUUUCUUUCCUGGCUCAUUCUUCAUUUUUUUUCUAUUUUUCAUCUCCUUCAUUUUACAAUGCGCCUACACUGUCUCCAUCUCGCACAGCUCACUUUACUCUAGUCCAAUUCCCACUUUCUCCUGAAUCUUCUAAUUAUUUUCUUUUAUUGUUUUUUAAGUCCUUUCCCACAUUCAUUGAAAUUGUAGGUACAAGGUGGGUGGGAAACAAGUUACAGUUUCACUGAAAGUUAUUGGCAGAAGAGGUAGGGUGAGAGAGAGAGACUGAGAAUGAGUGAGAGAGGGAUGGAGGGGUGGGGAGAGAGAAAGUGAGAGAAUGAAGGAGAGGUGGGAGACAGAAUGAGGGAGGAGUGGGAAAGAGCGAGAGAGAAUGAGUGAGAGAUGAGGGAGGGGUGGGAGUGAGAGUAUGAGUGACAGAUGAGGGAGGGUGCGGGAGAGAGAGAAUGAGUGAGAGAUUAGGGAGGGGUGGGAGAGAGAGAAUGAGUGAAAGAAUGAGGGAGUGUCAGUGCAGCUCGCAUACCUUCUCUAUUCACACAGGAUUGCCGUUUGAGAGCAAUAGGCAGGCAAGUCUGUGCGGCUAUCCCAAUCUGGAAGAAAGCAGGAAAAUCACAGAGAGGGCAAAUAUAGCAACAGGUGGGAGAUCAGGGGAAGGGAGACAGUGGAUGAAGAAAAGAGAAUUAGAGUGAAGAACGAAGAGAAGAUAAGUGGAAGAAGAGGUAGGAUCUCUAAGGUUAUCAGAGUUGGGAGAGAGUUACAGGGAUGAGAAGAGUGGACAUAAAGAGAGAAAAAAGAGAAUGCAGGGAGCAGUGAGAAUUAAACGUGUAAGUAGAGAGCUGACAGGAUAGGGGAUAGGGUGGGACAGAUAUUCAGGAAUAUAGACACCCAUACCUACAGCCCACAGCUAUAGAGAAGCAGGGAUUUAGAUAGGGUUAAAGAGAUACGUGGGGAGUGGACUGAGAUUGGACAGAGGGUGUACACAGGUACACAGACUGCCACACCUAUAGCUCCAGAACUGGGGAAUAUACACAGCUGCUGUGACAUAGCCACAUAUACAGCUCCAAGCCAGGUACUGGAACAUAGCACAAAAUAAGCAUUAUAUGCACAUGUAGCAUUCAAUAUGACAGUUCACACUAAUAUUAAUGUACAGAGAGAAUGUCACCAUCACAUAUAACCAGAUACCUGAAUAUGUGUACGUAUUAAUACUUGUUUCAUUAACUUUAGCAGUAUACACGGUAUAUAAUUAUACACACACCACACAGGCACAUCCCAGUCACUUAUGGUGGUUUUGUUAGCGCACACGCAGACACAUGCUCUCUAUGGCUGUACAAGCGUAUACUAUCCUCAUCCUCCCCCUGCGCAGCAGCCGAGGAGCCCUGACCUUCUACCUGUGGGUGAGUGUCUAUCGUCAGGAUUGGUUCAUGCUCUGAGAUGUCAUUGAUUUGAUGUAAAAGACUUCAUUCACUGAAUCAGGAAUUGAAGACGUGUCCGGUAAAUCCAUGUUUGUGGCCAAAAUAUUGAAACUGGAGAAAUAGCGGUGUUAGGGAGUGAUUACAGUUUGUAUAAUUUGUCUUAAACCUGAGCUAUUACUUCCCAUUAAGAGAUAACUAAAUAUAAUACGUAAAAAUAAUAAAAUAAGAAUGCCAAAUAAACUUGAUGUUAAAAAUAUGUUUAAUAUUAAGAAAUAUUGUAGUUACUUAUAUUUAAUGAAUAUGUAUUUGUCAGAUGUUAAAAAAUAAAUAAAAUAAGUUAAAUGUACAAUUCCACAUCUGGGGGGGGAAGGGGCCUCCCUCUUAGCUCACUGUCAAUCAUUGUUAUGAGCUCUGUCCUUUACACCUGCCAGUCAGCAGAGAGAGAGGAGGGGAAAUGAAUAUGAUGCAUUAUAUAUAAAUUAAAUAUUCUCCUUAUUUGCAAUGUGUGCCUUGGCUGUGCAUUGGCUGGAAUAUGAUGUAAUUUGCCAACUGUUUAACUAAAUUUCAAAUAAAAUUGAGCAUCAUGUGAAAAAAGGUUAUCAAAUUUUACAGGUGGUUUUCAAUGUUUUGUACAAUAGUGUAAUUUAAGAAGUGACAUAAAUUGCAAUAUCCUAAUCAGUUAUCCAUAAUUCUCCCUUUAAUGAAAACGCUGCUAUGUGUUCAUCUAAUGUGUCUUGAUUAACACCUGCUUUUGUGAUACUGUGAUACCUCUCUUCCUCUUUAGAUCACUGAUUUAUUCUCCCACCUCUGUGAUACAAUAUUAUCAAUAUUUACUGCCUUUGUCUAAACCUGAUCUAUUUUAUGCUAUAUGUCUCUCAUAUCAGACCUUUCUCCAGGUACAGGUGUAUCCUUUCCCCUUCUUUUCUAUCUUUCGUUCCUGAUCAAUCUCUCCUCUGCCUCUCCGAGAUCAGUUAAAUGUUCUAUAUAAUGUAUUUGGGAUAUUACAGCCUAUUUAUUUGACCUAUUGUGCAUUGCUAUACAUUUUUGCAAACCUGAGUAUUAAAUCUAAUUCUGAUCCCACUGGCAGUGCUUUGACUUGCAGUAUGUCAACAUCCCCUGUAUUUAAAAAAACAAAAACACUUUUACAUAUAGAUUAGAAAUCUGUGGCCAUGGCUAUAAUAAAAUGAAAUAGUCAAAGAUACAAAUUGUCAGCCCUGCUGUUUUAGGUUUCCCAGAGAUUGUUCUUCCCUGUGGUGCUGAAUUUUUCUUUUAUUUCUUUAUUACCAAACAAUAUAACACCGUAUCAGAGUUUUAUAUCAAUUUCCAUUGAGCUUCCACUAUGAUCCUGCACAUUUUUGUUCAUGUACACUCAUGGAAAUUUAAAGUGUAUAAGUACAGCGAGCCCCCCCUUCCUCCUUUCACAACUGUACACUGUCAUAGAACCUUACAGUGUAACAUGAGAUAAAUACAGCACUGCUCCCCCAUACUGCUCCUAUACACAAUCAUAGAACCUUACAGUGUAACAUGAGAUAAAUACAGCACUGCUCCCCCCAUACUGCUCCUAUACACAGUCAUAGAACCUUACAUUGUAACAUGAGAUAAAUACAGCACUGCUCCCCCAUACUGCCCCUAUACACAGUCAUAGAACCUUACAUUGUAACAUGAGAUAAAUACAGCACUGCUCCCCCAUACUGCUCCUAUACACAGUCAUAGAACCUUACAUUGUAACAUGAGAUAAAUACAGCACUGCUCCCGCCAUACUGCUCCUAUACACAGUCAUAGAACCUUACAGUGUAACAUGGGAUAAAUACAGCACGGCUCCCCCCAUACUGCUCCUAUACACAGUCAUAGAACCUUACAUUGUAACAUGAGAUAAAUACAGCACUGCUCCCCCAUACUGCUCCUAUACACUGUCAUAGAACCUUACAGUGUAACAUGAGAUAAAUACAGCACUGCUCCCCCCAUACACAGUCAUAGAACCUUACAUUGUAACAUGAGAUAAAUACAGCACUGCUCCCCUAUACUGCUCCUAUACACAGUCAUAGAACCUUACAGUGUAACAUGAGAUAAAUACAGCACUGCUCCCCCAUACUGCUCCUAUACACAGUCAUAGAACCUUACAGUGUAACAUGAGAUAAAUACAGCGUGGCUCCCCCAUACUGCUCCUAUACACAGUCAUAGAACCUUACAUUGUAACAUGAGAUAAAUACAGCACUGCUUCUGCCAUACUGCUCCUAUACACAGUCAUAGAACCUUACAUUGUAACAUGAGAUAAAUACAUACUGCUCCUAUACACAGUCAUAGAACCUUACAGUGUAACAUGAGAUAAAUACAGCACUGCUCCCGCCAUACUGCUCCUAUACACAGUCAUAGAACCUUACAUUGUAACAUGAGAUAAAUACAGCACUGCUCCCGCCAUACUGCUCCUAUACACAGUCAUAGAACCUUACAGUGUAACAUGGGAUAAAUACAGCACUGCUCCCCCAUACUGCUCCUAUACACAGUCAUAGAACCUACAUUGUAACAUGAGAUAAAUACAGCACUGCUCCCCAACACUGCUCCUAUACACAGUCAUAGAACCUACAUUGUAACAUGAGAUAAAUACAGCACUGCUCCCCCAUACUGCUCCUAUACACAGUCAUAGAACCUUACAGUGUAACAUGAGAUAAAUACAGCACUGCUCCCCCCAUACUGCUCCUAUACACAGUCAUAGAACCUUACAUUGUAACAUGAGAUAAAUACAGCACGGCUCCCCAUACUGCCCCUAUACAGUCAUAGAACUUACAUGUAACAUGGGAUAAAUACAGCACUGCUCCCCCCAUACUGCUCCUAUACACAGUCAUAGAACCUUACAUUGUAACAUGAGAUAAAUACAGCACUGCUCCCCCAUACUGCUCCUAUACACAGUCAUAGAACCUUACAGUGUAACAUGAGAUAAAUACAGCACUGCUCCCCCAUACUGCUCCUAUACACAGUCAUAGAACCUUACAUUGUAACAUGAGAUAAAUACAGCACGGCUCCCCCCAUACUGCUCCUAUACACAGUCAUAGAACCUUACAUUGUAACAUGAGAUAAAUACAGCACUGCUCCCCCAUACUGCUCCUAUACACAGUCAUAGAACCUUACAGUGUAACAUGGGAUAAAUACAGCACGGCUCCCCCAUACUGCUCCUAUACACAGUCAUAGAACCUUACAUUGUAACAUGAGAUAAAUACAGCACUGCUCCCCCAUACUGCUCCUAUACACAGUCAUAGAACCUUACAGUGUAACAUGAGAUAAAUACAGCACUGCUCCCCCAUACUGCUCCUAUACACAGUCAUAGAACCUUACAUUGUAACAUGAGAUAAAUACAGCACUGCUCCCCCCAUACUGCUCCUAUACACAGUCAUAGAACCUUACAUUGUAACAUGAGAUAAAUACAGCACUGCUCCCCCAUACUGCUCCUAUACACUGUCAUAGAACCUUACAGUGUAACAUGAGAUAAAUACAGCACUGCUCCCCCCAUACACAGUCAUAGAACCUUACAUUGUAACAUGAGAUAAAUACAGCACUGCUCCCCUAUACUGCUCCUAUACACAGUCAUAGAACCUUACAGUGUAACAUGAGAUAAAUACAGCACUGCUCCCCCAUACUGCUCCUAUACACAGUCAUAGAACCUUACAGUGUAACAUGAGAUAAAUACAGCGUGGCUCCCCCAUACUGCUCCUAUACACAGUCAUAGAACCUUACAUUGUAACAUGAGAUAAAUACAGCACUGCUUCUGCCAUACUGCUCCUAUACACUGUCAUAGAACCUUACAUGUAACAUGAGAUAAAUACAGCACUGCUCCCCCCAUACACAGUCAUAGAACCUUACAUUGUAACAUGAGAUAAAUACAGCACUGCUCCCCUAUACUGCUCCUAUACACAGUCAUAGAACCUUACAGUGUAACAUGAGAUAAAUACAGCACUGCUCCCCCAUACUGCUCCUAUACACAGUCAUAGAACCUUACAGUGUAACAUGAGAUAAAUACAGCGUGGCUCCCCCAUACUGCUCCUAUACACAGUCAUAGAACCUUACAUUGUAACAUGAGAUAAAUACAGCACUGCUUCUGCCAUACUGCUCCUAUACACAGUCAUAGAACCUUACAUUGUAACAUGAGAUAAAUACAUACUGCUCCUAUACACAGUCAUAGAACCUUACAGUGUAACAUGAGAUAAAUACAGCACUGCUCCCGCCAUACUGCUCCUAUACACAGUCAUAGAACCUUACAUUGUAACAUGAGAUAAAUACAGCACUGCUCCCGCCAUACUGCUCCUAUACACUGUCAUAGAACCUUACAUUGUAACAUGAGAUAAAUACAGCACUGCUCCCGCCAUACUGCUCCUAUACACUGUCAUAGAACCUUACAUUGUAACAUGAGAUAAAUACAGCACUGCUCCCCCCAUACUGCUCCUAUACACAGUCAUAGAACCUUACAGUGUAACAUGAGAUAAAUACAGCACAGCUCCACCCAUACUGCUCCUAUACACAGUCAUAGAACCUUACAGUGUAACAUGAGAUAAAUACAGCACUGCUCCCCCAUACUGCUCUUAUACACAGUCAUAGAACCUUACAUUGUAACAUGAGAUAAAUACAGCACGUCUCCCCAGGGCCAGAUUAAGAGCCCAGUGGGCCUGGUGCUGACAAUUAUGACGGGCCUAAUUACAGAAUCAUAUCGACCAAAAACAGUAAAACACUCCCAAGCACCAUGUAUCUGAUGGAGAUGGUGCUGUAGAGAAAGAAAACAGCAGCUAUAAGAAAACACAUACCCUAGGCUAAUCUCUCUCUAAUUUAUGUUUUCAUCUUUCAAGUAAAUCCAUAACCCCUAACAGCAGUGUCCAGUCAAGCAGGAAGUCAAUGGGCAUGGUAAAAAGGGUGUGCCACUGACACAAAUCAAAUAACCUGCCAAAAGGGGCGAACAUGCCCAAAAAGAGGACAUGUCUGCUCAAAGAAUUAGAAGGCCAGCCUGGCAUGAAUGCAUGUCAGGCUGCCUGCCAAUCAUGCAGCUGGCCAACUAAGGGCAUACUAUGCAGACAGCACCCUGAGCUUGGCAUAAAUGUAUCUAAUGAUACGCUCACUCAACGCUUUCUAAGGACUGUCCCCUAGCACUCGCUGGUCCACUUGUCUCCUUACCUUCUUACUAGCAGGCAGAAGCUCCUGGUAUAUGGUCUGGGACAGAGAAAAGCCUGUAUGUAGUGAGUGUAGAAGAAAGGGAACAUGCCACAGUGUUAGAGAGACCAAAGUCAGCAUUACCUUAAAGGAUCACUAUAGGGUCAGGAACACAAACAUGAAUUCCUGACCCUAUAUUGUUAACACCACCAUCUAGCCCCCCUGGGCCCAUCAUGCCUCCAUAAAUAUAGCAAAAUCCUACUAUAUUCAAGCUUGAAGCUGUGACUCUGCAUGCUGUUAGACUGAAUAAAAACAAGCAGUCUGCUGACAUCAUUAGAAGUGGUGGCCUGAUCCAAUCACAGUGCUUCCCCAUAGGUUUGGCUGAGACUGACAAAGAGGCAGAUCAGGGUCAGAGCCAGCAUGAUUCAAACACAGCCCUGGCCAAUCAGCAUCUCCUUACAUAGAUGAAUUUAAUUAAUGAAUCUCUAUGAGGAAAGUUCAGUGUCUGCAUGCAGAGGGAGGAGACACUGAAUGUUUGGAUGCAUUUUAGGCAGCCAUGACCCAGGCAGGAUCUCUAACAGUCAUCUAAGGAGUGGCCAGUUAAGUUAUCACUAGGAUGUAAUGUAAACACAGCAUGUUCUCUGAAAAGACCGUGCUUACAGCAAAAAGCCUGAUGGUAAUGAUUCUACUCACCAGAACAAAUUCAAUAAGCUGUAGUUGUUCUGGUGACUAUAGUGUUCCUUUAACUAUAUUCAUUGUCAGCCAGUCCACACAAGUUUUGUUCCCAUACAUCCCUCUUAAGUUUCCAUACUUAAGUAAGAGUAUGUGAAAAGUAGUUAGGGUUGCCACCUUUCUUGGAAAAACAUACCGGCCUUACUAAUUUGCAUAAUUAAAUAUGUGUGGGUGACAUCACAUGAUGUAAAUCACAAGGAGUGACAUAAGAGAAAAUGCUGUAAAAUCACCAAAAAACUACUUAGUUUAAAUUUGCUGUAUAGAUGGAUUCCUCUCAGUGCCCCCAUGUCUCCCAGUGCCCCCAUGUGUCGAUUACUCCAGGUCUCAGUGUUCCUAUGUAUCAGUGUCUCAGUGCCCCAUGUCUCCCAGUGUCCCCUAGUGUCGUGUCCCCAGGUCUCCCAGUGAUCCUAUGUAUCAGUGUCUUAAUGCCCCAUGUCUCCCUGUGUCCCCAUGUAUCCCAGGGUCCCCAUGUCACUAGGACACUAGGAAGACGGGGAGACCUGGGGACACGGGGAGACCUAGGGACACGGAGACACCAGUGACACUGAGAGUCUAGGGGACUCUGGCUGGGACACAUGGGGACAAUGGGAAAAUAGGGGACACUUGAAGACAUGGGGACACAGACACCAGGGACAAAGAUACUAGAGACACUGGCUGGGGGACAUUGAGACAUGGGGGCACUGGGAGACAUGGGGACACUGAGACACCAGGGCCACAGACACUAGGGACACUAGCUUGGGGACAUUGUGACACUUGAGGGACUGAGAGACAUGGAGGCACUAGGAGACAUGGGGACAGUGAGACACUGGCACUGAGACUAGGGGGCACUGAGACACCAGGGACACUGGCUGGUAGACAUGGGGACACUGUGUCCCCAUGUGUCUGUGCCAUAAUGUCUCCCAAUGUCCCUUAGUGUCUCAGUGUCUGCCAUAAUGUCUCCCAAUGUCCCUUAGUGUCUCAGUGUCUGCCAUAAUAUCUCCCAAUGUCCCUUAGUGUCUCAGUGUCUGCCAUAAUGUCUCCCAAUGUCCCUUAGUGUCUCAGUGUCUGUGUGAUAAUGUCUCCCAGUGUCCCUUAGUGUCUCAGUGUCUGCCAUAAUGUCUCCCAAUGUCCCUUAGUGUCUCAGUGUCUGCCAUAAUGUCUCCCAAUGUCCCUUAGUGUCUCAGUGCCUGCCAUAAUGUCUCCCAGUGUCCCUUAGUGUCUCAGUGCCUGCCAUAAUGUCUCCCAGUGUCCCUUAGUGUCUCAGUGUCUGCCACAAUGUCUCCCAGUGUCCCUUAGUGUCUCAGUGUCUGCCAUAAUGUCUCCCAAUGUCCCUUAGUGUCUCAGUGUCUGCCAUAAUGUCUCCCAAUGUCCCCUAGUGUUUCAGUGUCUGCCAUAAUGUAUCCCAGUGCCCCUUAGUGUCUCAGUGUCUGCCAUAAUGUUUCCCAGUCUCCCUUAGUGUCUCAGUAUCUGCCAUAAUGUAUCCCAGUGCCCCUUAGUGUCUCAGUGUCUGCCAUAAUGUCUCCCAGUGUCCCUUAGUGUCUCAGUAUCUGCCAUAAUGUCUCCCAAUGUCCCUUAGUGUCUCAGUGUCUGACAUAAUGUCUCCCAGUGUCCCUUAGUGUCUCAGUAUCUGCCAUAAUGUCUCCCAAUGUCCCUUAGUGUCUCAGUGUAUGUCUCCUUGCAGCCUUUCCCCCAUCCCUCACUUCCCUGAGCUGUAGGCUGUCUCUGCAGGGUGGGAGUUGCUGUCUGGACUCUCUGUAGCUGCACCCCUGCAGAUCAGUGAGCAUAGAUAGGCAGGGAGGGAUAUGCUGGAACUUCCUAUCCCUGCCUGUCUCCACAUACAGCGACCCCUACUGGCCAGUGCUGGUAUUGCAGAGUAAUCUCUGGUUAUUCUGAGAAAAAUACCAGCAUUUGUAUUGCCAGUAUCACUGCAAUAUUGGCACCAGCCAGGCAGCCUCAAAUACUGUCUGUGCCAAUAAAAUAAAAGCCAGGUGGAAUCCUUAAGAGUAGUGUGUGUAAAAAAAUUUUUACAUUUUUUUUUUUUAAAUCAAUGGGCCUAUUCCCUGGGCCUGGGCCUGGAGCUGCAGCUCCAUCAGCCCCUAUGUUAAUCCGGCCCUGCGUCUCCCCCAUACUGCUCCUAUACACAGUCAUAGAACCUUACAUUGUAACAUGAGAUAAAUACAGCACGUCUCCCCCAUACUGCUCCUAUACACAGUCAUAGAACCUUACAUUGUAACAUGAGAUAAAUACAGCACUGCUCCCGCCAUACUGCUCCUAUACACAGUCAUAGAACCUUACAGUGUAACAUGGGAUAAAUACAGCACUGCUCCCCCAUACUGCUCCUAUACACAGUCAUAGAACCUUACAUUGUAACAUGAGAUAAAUACAGCACGGCUCCCACCACACUGCUCCUAUACACAGUCAUAGAACCUUACAGUGUAACAUGAGAUAAAUACAGCACUGCUCCCCCAUACUGCUCCUAUACACAGUCAUAGAACCUUACAGUGUAACAUGAGAUAAAUACAGCACGGCUCCCCCCAUACUGCUCCUAUACACAGUCAUAGAACCUUACAGUGUAACAUGAGAUAAAUACAGCGUGGCUCCCCCAUACUUCUCCUAUACACAGUCAUAGAACCUUACAUUGUAACAUGAGAUAAAUACAGCACUGCUCCCCCAUACUGCACCUAUACACAGUCAUAGAACCUUACAUUGUAACAUGAGAUAAAUACAGCACUGCUCCCCCAUACUGCACCUAUACACAGUCAUAGAACCUUACAUUGUAACAUGAGAUAAAUACAGCACUGCUCCCCGCCAUACUGCUCCUAUACAGUCAUAGAACCUAAGUACAGUGUAACACAUGAGAUAAAUACAGCACGCUCCCCAUACUGCCUCUAUACACAGUCAUAGAACCUUACAGUGUAAAUAUGAGAUAAAUACAGCGCGGGUUCCCCAUACUUCCUAUAUACAGUCAUAGAACUCAUACAUUGUAACAUGAGAUAAAUACAGCACGUGUUCCCCAUACUGCUCCUAUACACAGUCAUAGAACCUACAGUGUAAAUAUUUUAUGAUAAAUAUGUUAACGCCUCCCAUACUGCUCCUAAGGCCAUCAUAGAACCUUACAGUGUAACAUGAGAUAAAUACAGCACUGCUCCCCCAUACUGCUCCUAUACACAGUCAUAGAACCUUACAGUGUAACAUGAGAUAAAUAUAGCACUGCUCCCCCAUACUGCUCCUAUACACUGUCAUAGAACCUUACAUUGUAACAUGAGAUAAAUACAGCACUGCUCCCCCCAUACUGCUCCUAUACACAGUCAUAGAACCUUACAGUGUAACAUGAGAUAAAUACAGCACAGCUCCCCCCAUACUGCUCCUAUACACCGUCAUAGAACCUUACAGUGUAACAUGAGAUAAAUACAGCACUGCUCCCCCAUACUGCUCCUAUACACAGUCAUAGAACCUUACAGUGUAACAUGAGAUAAAUACAGCACGGCUCCCCCAUACUGCUCCAAUACACAGUCAUAGAACCUUACAGUGUAACAUGAGAUAAAUACAGCACGGCUCCCCCAUACUGCUCCUAUACACAGUCAUAGAAUCUUACAGUGUAACAUGAGAUAAAUACAGCACGGCUCCCCCAUACUGCUCCUAUACACAGUCAUAGAACCUUACAUUGUAACAUGAGAUAAAUACAGCACUGCUCCCCCAUACUGCUCCUAUACACAGUCAUAGAACCUUACAUUGUAACAUGAGAUAAAUACAGCACGGCUCCCGCCAUACUGCUCCUAUACACAGUCAUAGAACCUUACAUUGUAACAUGAGAUAAAUACAGCACUGCUUCUGCCAUACUGCUCCUAUACACAGUCAUAGAACCUUACAUUGUAACAUGAGAUAAAUACAGCACUGCUCCCCCCAUACUGCUCCUAUACACAGUCAUAGAACCUUACAUUGUAACAUGAGAUAAAUACAGCACUGCUCCCGCCAUACUGCUCCUAUACACAGUCAUAGAACCUUACAUUGUAACAUGAGAUAAAUACAGCACUGCUCCCCCAUACUGCUCCUAUACACAGUCAUAGAACCUUACAGUGUAACAUGAGAUAAAUACAGCACUGCUCCCCCAUACUGCUCCUAUACACAGUCAUAGAACCUUACAUUGUAACAUGAGAUAAAUACAGCACUUCUCCCCCAUACUGCUCCUAUACACAGUCAUAGAACCUUACAUUGUAACAUGAGAUAAAUACAGCACUGCUCCCCAUACUGCUCCUAUACACAGUCAUAGAACCUUACAUUGUAACAUGAGAUAAAUACAGCACUGCUCCCCCAUACUGCUCCUAUACACAGUCAUAGAACCUUACAGUGUAACAUGACAUUUCGAGAUAAGGACAGCAUGGCCCAUCUAAUCUUCUUAUUCUCUUUCUGCCUUAAAACCCCUCAAUUGAUCCUUGGCUUUUAAAUGUUCACCCUUUGCUUAACUCGGUUUAUACGACAGAUGAGUUGGUGAAGGAUGGUUUUACGGUCAUGUUGUCUGUGCUGUCAGCGCUGCAUUAUAUUCCAGGGUUUACAGUUUGUAAUUUCAUAAUGGCUUAUUCACUAAACAGUGAAUUCCCGUCAGUUGAAAAUCGCAUUGCAGAAUUCAUGCUAAUUCAUUCAUAGAAUUAGAGUUAGAAUUUUUCUUAAGUCUGUUAAUAUGGACCCAAUUUUGCUAUUUGAUUUUCACUUGUCUGAAAGUCACUAUUUAGUGAAUAGAUCCGAUGAUGUUUCUUUGCUCAUAAAUCUACAUACAGACCAUUUGUCUGGCAUGCUCGGAGGCAGAAACGUGAGAUUUCUGUAGAUUUUAUACUCACAUCAAUCUCUGCAUUUGUUUCAGUAUUUUUAAGGAGAAAAAACUGAGCUCUCCCUUCCCCUACAACCCAGUCAAUCUUCUCCACCUUAACUAUAUCAGGGAAAUAUUCCCCUACAAGGCAUCUGCCAUGAUCUACUGAUAAGUUGCGUUUGGCUUUCUCGUUUUCAUCAUUCUGGUAGCAGCUUUAAUUAAUGCUGUGUACUGCCAAGGCGAUUCAUUCACAUAUCUCUUGGGUCGUACCAUAGAGCCUUUCUUUAUUAUUCUCAUACCAGAAGGAUUGAGUUUCACAAGGUAACACCAGGUUUCAAAGCCUGGACAAGUUUAACUUCGUGUUAUGACAUUUGAUAGGGAGAAAAGAUGCCAAAACUCCGGAGUUUCCACAGAGAUGCAUAACACUGUGGUCAAAUAAUAUGGAACUGUGAAGGGCAAAUCUGAAGGCAGCUCUUUAACUAUGUUUGCUUUCUGAAGUGGUUACUAAAUACGUCUCAUUUUACAACCUUCCUGGAGUAUCUGCUUUAACAGUGUGGGCCAAAACUCCUAGUAGGGUUUGAGCAAUCAAUAACUUUUUUAAUAAUGAACCAAUUUCAAUUAUAUUACAUACAACGAAUGGUUAACAUAUGGAGAUUUGUUUGACUAGGUACAGAAAAUGACAUCUUUUAAAUGAGCUCCAGCUGCCGCUUGGCAGUGUCGGGCUCUUUCGAUUGCAUUAUUCAUAACAUUAGUUAAUGUUUGAGGCUCUAGAGAUCUUUUCUGCACAGAUAUUCGCCUUGACUUGCUCAAAUGUACGCAGUUUGUUCACAUACACCAGCUACUUCGGAUAUCCUCACAGGAAGUAAUUGGGAGCUGAAAGGUCAGGCGGAUGUGGUGACAAAUUAAUCUAGGAAUUUAUUUAAAUGAUCUGCUUGACAAACAGUUGUCUCAAUUUUGAAAAUUAAAAUUCCACUAUUUUUACUUUUUGCUCCUUUGUGAAAUUACCCAUGAUGAAUCUCUGAAGACUAUAAUAAGUACCUGCAAUAACAAAAAAAAAACGAAAAAAAACAAACAAAAAAAAAAAAACUUAUUUACCUGUCCAAUCCUACUCUGAAUUCUGGCCCAACCUGUACCUCUGCAAAAGCCAGGUCUUUUAUUCUUACAUGGCUGGUUAACCAUGGUUAGCUCUACCCAAUCCACUUUUAUUUUAUUUUUAUGUUUUGGUAGCAGGUUAUGUGUCUGCCAGCUCGCCUGUCUGUCCGUCGUAUCUAUCCAUCUAUCUAGAAAAGACACGUAAGAGGGAAUGGUGUAUUGUGUGACAACAGACCCAUUGUGGGGUUUUGGAGACACCGUAAACCAUGGUACUAAGAUUGGAUCUCCAGAACCUCACAGUGGCUGACAGCUUUGCUAUUUACCUACUCACCUUAAUUUCCUUAAUGUACAUUUAGAUUAUUUAUUUAGGUUUCAUCACCUAUAGUUUCAACAAAUAAAAUCAGACAAGGGCUCGGAGAAUUUGUUUUAGGAAAGCUAAGCUCUAUGUCUAACACUCUCUGUCCCUUUAAACCUGUUUUAUAUAGAGGCAGUGGUUUGCAAACUCACUACAGAUUACAUCCGCCCUUGUUUAAAAACCUGAAUGGAAGCUAUUGUCACGUUUUCAUCCGCUUAUAAAAAAUGUGGUUAAUGACAUUUACUGUCCACACAGGAAAAGUUGAGCCCAGCAGCAACCUAAUCCACAGAAGGGUUAAUGUUGAGCAGAAAUUAUGUAAAUGAAACCUGGUAACUGACUUUGGGGUCAAAGGCCGGUUACAGCCUAUCAGAACUAAAGGAGGAGUAUUUAGGCCCAGUUCUCAGCCUGCUCAGUGCCCUGUCGUGGUUUCCCUUGUGGUUGUCCGAGAGCGCGUUCCUGUUUAUAGUUUUCUACCUGUUUUUUUACUUUGGCUUUGCUUAUUGACUUCUCUAUAUUCUGGUAUCCUGACUCCUGGCUUUCCUCAUCGCCGCGUCCCUUUCUGUGUUCCCUGACCUCGGCUAGUAUUUUUGACUAUUCUAUGUACGUUAAAUCCGGCCAUUCUAAGGACUGGUAAUACGUUACUUAUUUGUAAUCCAUGCUAUACAGUUCUACGUGCUGGAUUAAACAGUAAUCCUGACAGCUAUACAGGAAGUGACGGGAAUCCUGCAGCUAUAUUUAUUAAUUUGAUGAGGAGCAUCCAGCAUCUUUACCGCCAAGAUCGUCUGAGACCAGCCACCCAGACAGCUGCUGCAAUAAUCAGUUUGCAUAACUAAAGAAUUUCUGCCCAGGCUGUCAGAAACCAUCUCAGGGAAGCUCAUCUGCAUGCUCGUCGUCCUCAGAUGCUGGAUGUGGAGGUCCUGGGCUGGUGUGGUUACACGUGGUCUGCGGUUGGGAGGCCAGUUGGAUGUACUGCCAAAUUCUCUGAAAUGCCUUUGGAGACGGCUUAUGGUAGAGAAAUGAACAUUCAACUCACAGGCAACAGCUCUGGUGGACAUUCCUGCAGUCAGCAUGCCAAUUGCACACUGCCUCAAAACUUGCGACAUCUGUGGCAUUGUGCGGUGUGAUAAAACUGCACAUUUUAGAGUGGCCUUUUAUUGUGGCCAGCCUAAGGCACACCUGUGCAAUAAUCAUGCUGUCUAAUCAGCAUCUUGAUAUGCCACACCUGUGAGGUGGAUGGAUUAUCUCAGCAAAGGAGAAGUGCUCACUAACACAGAGUUAGACAGAUUUGUGAACAAUAUUUGAGACAAAUAGGCCUUUUGUGUACAUAAAAAAAAUCUAAAAUCUUUGAGUUCAGCUCAUGAAAAAUGGUAGCAAAAACAAGUGUUGCGUUUCUAAUUUUGUACAGUAUAAUAAUGCUGAACAGUUCUUUUUGUAUCAGGGUAUUUCGCAGUGGUUUCUGCUCCAUAUUGGGCUUUUCUUUGUAUUUCUUUCUUUGUUAGAUGUGUUAUAUUUGCUGUGAUUGAUGGGUUUGCAUGUAAUAUUUAGGUUGCAUGUUACAACGCAGGGGAAUGCACGCUGCAAGGCGUAUUCUUAGGAAUACCAGAGUCAUUUAGGGUUUUAUACUAAUAACAUCUUUCCUGACACUAAAAUGGAUUUUUUUUUAAACUUGUGCUUCCCAUGGCUGUGUGUAUACUACAUACAUGUCUGAAUAGGCUUAAGAAGUAUGAAAUGUGAUACAGGAUAGCUAGCACACGCUACUAAGAUAUAGUGUAACAUUUUAGUGUUCUCAACUGUUUUAAAAACAUUUCAUAUGUUUGAUGCAACAAGCUUCUCAAUCCACAUAAUAGUGUAAAACUAUAUCCGCUCUGUAUCUGUAUCCGCCUGAAGUUCCAUAUUUCUGUAUCUAUUAACUCCCAUCCUACCUCUCAUCUCUCUAGUUUGUCCUUCCCGGAGUCAGAGCAGGAGGGAGUGCACACAUUUUGUAUGAGUUAGCUUUUCCCCAUCAUUCCUCCUGCUUCUGAUUUCUCAUGGCAAAAAAAAACAAAACGGUUUUGUGGAUCAUUUCUUUUUCUGUAAUAAAUCCUGUGAAUUGGGAGAUUGUGAUACUUUCUUUAUGUGUCAAAAAUGAGGGGAACAAUAUUUCCAGACAUUCGAGGUAUAUUAUGACUUGUAUCACCUCGUGUCAGAUAAGGAGAGGUGGAUUGUCUGUAUAAUAGAUCGUACACCUAUUUGGUCAUUUAUUAUUUCAGUUUAUUUUACAAUUUUUUUAAAAUAAAUAUUCAAUACAUCACCACUGAUUUAUCAUUUACAUAUGCACUAUUUGUGUAUAUAUAUAUUAUUACAUUUACUACCUUGCUAGUGCUGGGCAUUUUCCUAUAAAAUGCUUGGUAAAUGGUAAAUAAUAGUAUUAAUAUCCCAAACAAAAUUGCUGCCUUUUUGUGUCUAGUACCUAGUUCGAAUAUCCAAUGUCUGUGAUUUUAUUAUUAAAUGUGAUACAUCUCCCCUCUCUUUGGCAUAACACAUAUUUGAAUGCCCUGAAACUGAGAGAGAGAGGGGACCCCCACUACCUGCCCAGAAGUGCCUGGCUGCCGAUGAUUCUUGUUUGUUUCUGUUAAUAUUAGAAAUAUGUUUUCAAAUUAUUUCUCUGAGUUCCCUAACAGUCAUCCUACAUAUUAAGCCUGGCAUGGCUGGUAAAUAAAGACUAAACCACAUUACUUGUUCUGCAGUUAAUAAUCUGCUGUAUAUUAGAAGAUUUCAUUUGUGCAGUAGAAUGAAAAAUUGUGCCCUUCAGUGUAAAGGGUUUUUCAGCCUCCUCUACAUUUAUUCAUGUCCUUGAAACGUAACCAAGAGGGAUUACAAGACGCAUCCUUCCAAGAGACCAAGCUACAGGCUACAAGUGAAGCCAAAGUGCUGUGCUCUUUAAUUAACCGCACAGUACAUCGGCAUAACCUUUGUCCAAUCGUAGAACUGGAAGACACUUUUGUGAAGUAUUCAUUAUCUCAAAUUCCUCACUGAACUGAGAACAAAAUUCAGGACCUUGUCCUUCAGUGGAAUGAAUACAUUGUGUUCUAUUUGUUUCAUAGAUUCCCCUCUUAACAGAGUCCCUCAUCUUACUCCUGGCUACAUUAUAGCCUCUCCAGAUAUCUCUCAUCUUAUUACCAAUAUUCCACAUGUGCUGUUUAGGAAAUGUUGCAUUACUAUCCCAUUACAUCACAUGUAUGUUAAUUCCCACCAGCCUAUAAAUUAGAGUUCCAACAGUGACUGUCUUUUUUUCUAACCUCUGCACUUAGGAAGCGCAAAGGUCAAAAAUCAGAACUGGCUUGUGUUUUUUUUUUAUUUUUUUUAUCCUGCGAGUUAGAUUGUUAAAUUGCCCGAGAGCCUGGGGAGCAGGAGCUUUGACAAAUGUCAGGAUUAUUCACCAAACUCCAAAUCCUAGCAUUUAUCACCAGAAUUAAAUGUAUUUUUUUUUUUAAAGCUACAGGGACAGAGUAUUUUCACCAUAACCACUUCCGAGAGAUGACAAUUUGAACCCCACAGAUGGAUAUUGCCAAAGAGCAUAUACUCAACUGUAGCGACCAGGCCAACUGUGGGUGAAAGGUAGAUUAAAAUGGAGACAUUCUCUUUCAUCUAACCAUUACUAUUGUUAUGAUUAGCAUUUAUAAAGCGCUACCAUACUAUGCAGCACUUUCUAAUUAUAGAAUGGGGAUAUUUGACAACAAAUAAUUGCAUACAGAAUAUAGUAGCCAAGAGCUGAUGCAGGCCAUGCUCACACAGGCUUACAAUACAUUACUCUUUAUUACAGUUACGUCGUAUGAAAGAAUUGGAGCAAGAACGAGAUGCCCUUCUAGAUGGUAUUCAGCUUGUGGAGCGAACACGGAAUUGGUACAUGGAAAGACUUCAUGAGGCGGACCAGCAGAGGGAGCUAGAGUGCAGUGCGGUAAUACAGACACAACCAAUCCUAUUUAUACUGCCACCUACAGACCAGCAGGGGGAGCUAGAGUACAGUUUCGUAAUACAGACACAACCAAUCCUAUUUAUACUACCACCUACAGACCAGCAAGGGGAGCUAGAGUACAGUGUGGUAAUACAGACACAACCAAUCCUAUUUAUACUACCACCUACAGACCAGCAGAGGGAGCUAGAGUGCAGUGCGGUAAUACAGACACAACCAAUCCUAUUUAUACUACCACCUACAGACCAGCAGAGGGAGCUAGAGUGCAGUGCAGUAAUAGACACAACCUAUCCUAUUUAUACUACCACCUACAGACCAGCAGAGGGAGUUAGAAUGCAGUGCGGUAAUAGACACAACCUAUCCUAUUUAUACUACCACCUACAGACCAGCAGAGGGAGUUAGAAUGCAGUGUGGUCAUACAGAUACAACCUAUCCUAUUUAUACUGCCACCUACAGACCAGCAGAGGGAGCCAGUGUACAGUGCGGUAAUACAGACAACCUAUCCUAUUUAUUCUACCACCUACAGACCAGCAGAGGGAGCUAGAGUGCAGUGCGUUAAUACAGACACAACCAAUCCUAUUUAUACUACCACCUACAGACCAGCAGAGGGAGCUAGAGUGCAGUGCGGUAAUAGACACAACCUAUCCUAUUUAUACUGCCACCUACAGACCAGCAGGGGGAGCUAGAGUACAGUUUCGUAAUACAGACACAACCAAUCCUAUUUAUCCUACCACCUACAGACCAGCAAGGGGAGCUAGAGUACAGUUUGGUAAUACAGACACAACCAAUCCUAUUUAUACUGCCACCUACAGAGCAGCAGAGGGAGCUAGAGUACAGUGCGGUAAUACAGACACAACCUAUCCUAUUUAUACUGCCACCUACAGACCAGCAGAGGGAGCUAGAGUACAGUGUGGUAAUAGACACAGCCAAUCCUAUUUAUACUACCACCUACAGACCAGCAAGGGGAGCUAGAGUACAGUUUGGUAAUACAGACACAACCAAUCCUAUUUAUACUGCCACCUACAGACCAGCAGAGGGAGCUAGAGUGCAGUGCGGUAAUAGACACAACCUAUCCUAUUUAUACUACCACCUACAGACCAGCAGAGGGAGCUAGAGUGCAGUGCGGUAAUACAGACACAACCUAUCCUAUUUAUACUACCACCUACAGACCAGCAGAGGGAGCUAGAGUGCAGUGCGGUAAUAGACACAACCUAUCCUAUUUAUACUACCACCUACAGACCUGCAGAGGGAGCUAGAGUGCAGUGCGGUAAUACAGACAACCUAUCCUAUUUAUACUACCACCUACAGACCUGCAGAGGGAACUAGAGUGCAGUGCGGUAAUAGACACAACCCAUCCUAUUUAUACUGCCACCUACAGACCAGCAGAGGGAGCUAGAGUGCAGUGCGGUAAUACAGACAACCUAUCCUAUUUAUACUGCCACCUACAGACCAGCAGAGGGAGCUAGAGUGCAGUGCGGUAAUACAGACAACCUAUCCUAUUUAUACUGCCACCUACAGACCAGCAGAGGGAGCUAGAGUACAGUGCGGUAAUACAGACACAACCUAUCCUAUUUAUACUGCCACCUACAGACCAGCAGAGGGAGCUAGAGUACAGUUUGGUAAUACAGACACAACCAAUCCUAUUUAUACUGCCACCUACAGACCAGCAGAGGGAGCUAGAGUGCAGUGCGGUAAUAGACACAACCUAUCCUAUUUAUACUACCACCUACAGACCAGCAGAGGGAGUUAGAAUGCAGUGCGGUAAUAGACACAACCUAUCCUAUUUAUACUACCACCUACAGACCAGCAGAGGGAGCUAGAGUGCAGUGCGGUAAUACAGACACAACCUAUCCUAUUUAUACUACCACCUACAGACCUGCAGAGGGAGCUAGAGUGCAGUGCGGUAAUACAGACACAACCUAUCCUAUUUAAACUACCACCUACAGACCAGCAGAGGGAGCUAGAGUACAGUGCGGUAAUAGACACAACCUAUCCUAUUUAUACUGCCACCUACAGACCAGCAGGGGGAGCUAGAGUACAGUUUGGUAAUACAGACACAACCAAUCCUAUUUAUACUGCCACCUACAGACCAGCAGAGGGAGCUAGAGUACAGUGCGGUAAUACAGACACAACCUAUCCUAUUUAUACUACCACCUACAGACCAGCAGAGGGAGCUAGAGUGCAGUGCGGUAAUAGACACAACCUAUCCUAUUUAUACUACCACCUACAGACCAGCAGAGGGAGCUAGAGUGCAGUGCGGUAAUACAGACACAACCUAUCCUAUUUAUACUACCACCUACAGACCAGCAGAGGGAGCUAGAGUGCAGUGCGGUAAUACAGACACAACCUAUCCUAUUUAUACUACCACCUACAGACCAGCAGAGGGAGCUAGAGUGCAGUGCGGUAAUAGACACAACCUAUCCUAUUUAUACUACCACCUACAGACCUGCAGAGGGAGCUAGAGUGCAGUGCGGUAAUACAGACAACCUAUCCUAUUUAUACUACCACCUACAGACCUGCAGAGGGAACUAGAGUGCAGUGCGGUAAUAGACACAACCCAUCCUAUUUAUACUGCCACCUACAGACCAGCAGAGGGAGCUAGAGUGCAGUGCGGUAAUACAGACAACCUAUCCUAUUUAUACUACCACCUACAGACCUGCAGAGGGAGCUAGAGUGCAGUGCGGUAAUACAGACACAACCUAUCCUAUUUAUACUACCACCUACAGACCAGCAGAGGGAGUUAGAAUGUAGUGCGGUAAUACAGACACAACCAAUCCUAUUUAUACUGCCACCUAUAGACCAGCAGAGGGAGUUAGAAUGUAGUGCGGUAUUACAGACACAACUAAUCCUAUUUAUACUGCCACCUACAGACUAGCAGAGGGAGUUAGACCAUUUUGCCGGUUUUUCAUUAAACCAUGGUUCAGGUUAAUAUGAUUUUAAUGUCACUGUGGUAGUCCAUUAGUCAAGCUCUCCAUGAAGGUUGCUUAAAUAAAGAGUGAAGGUGCGCUAAUCCUGGAAAAUUAGUAGGCAGAAAUUGUUUAAGAAACGUUGCACAUGUUUUAAGGCAGAUCGAUAGGAAAUUAGAAAGGGUUAUGGGAUAAUUCAAAAAUAUAAAUAGCCCCCAAAAAAGUAAACAGAGAUAUACGUCAUGUAGCUGAAUUAGGUAGCUGCCUGUCUGCACUACACAGUCAUUUAUACCAAAGUAGAAUCAUUAAAUGUGGGAAGAAAUGCAAAAUGUAGGUAAAAGGUGCUGAAACGGAAACAUUCUCCAACGCUUUAUUUUAUAUUUUGGAUAAUAUAUAGAACUUUUACUUUACUCUGAUUCUUCUGAACACGCUGUCUUCUCUGGUUUUAAAUCCGUCUGUCUUCCCUCCUUGUGUAGGAGCAGUCUCUGCCAUCUCCUCUCCUCGGACCAUCUCUUUUGAUACAAAUUCAAGAAGUCAACAGGUUCCUGAAUGACCUUCUGUCCCCUCCAGAAAAGGUACAGGGUUUGUCCCAUUAAUUGUCUUUCUUUGAGUGAGUCUUUCAUCUGAGAUGUUCUUUCCAUGAGUCAGAUUGAAAUAAUUUUGCUAAAAUACACAAGUUGUUUUGUUGUUGGAUUUUUAUUAAUAUUUAUUAGCAUUUUGGAACUAUAAAACAUACAACAAAGAAAACCUUUGCAGUGAAACUGCCUCUUCCCAGGAUUUGACAUUUAAAUUAAACAGAGGAUCACGUGAUUAGUUAUAGGUGAUUUUAAAUGUUUUAUUCAGUUAAUGUCCAGAUAAGUGAAAGUUGAUCUUUGAACAAUAAGGGACGUGCACACCUGAUUCGGAUCCUCACCACAUGGUCCAUAGUAAAACAAAACUCUGUACUAUUUCCCAUACCUCUUACUUAUCCGUAGUGAUGUUUAGACUCCGGUUUCUAGAUUUUUGAUCAUAGAAAGUAUGGUUAGGCAGUAGUUUGGACUUUCUUCCUUUAGUUUCGUUUACUAUUUGUUUAUUGUCCUUUUUUUACUUUCAUGUCUAUUCUCUUGUGGGACUAGGGAUAUUCAAUAAUAGAGAGAUUCCGAUUUGGUUUAGUAUUUAGAAAAUAGGGGGCACCCAAAGGCACGAUAGGGUGUUCUCAUGCUGUUAAAUUAUUAUGGUUCCUUUUCUUUCUUUAUGGACUACACUCUUGAUUUACUUUUUUGCUGCUUCGUUUAUUUACUGCGCUUUCCUAGUAAGUCUCUGGAUGUUGCACAGCAGCAGUUUUUCCUCAUUGACUUUCAUUUAGAUAGCGACUCUUUCUUUUGUUGUUGCUACUAUAGCUUUUAAUUUGUAUACUUGGCAGAAGGUUAACACUCAAAUUGUUGUAGCUGUUUAGCAAUCACCUGUUAAGCUGUGUGUGCCAUUUAUUAGAAAAUUGCUGUUUUUAAAUUUUAUCUGCUGCUUAUUAUCCUGGAACUAAUAAAAAUUAAUGUUUCUUUUGGCAAAGUACACCCUGGGCCAGCCCUGGAGAGGUGCACUGUGUGCGCUGUGUGAUAGCACAGAGUACAAUAGAGAGCAGGGUGUUGACACAUCUCUCUGUCGGGUAGUAAGCAAAGUAUCUUAAGAGUUGAGGAGUUCAAUGCUGAGUGUUAGUGUGGCCAAUCUCCAACAGCCGAUGUAUUGCAUCAAUGCCUGACUGUCAGAAGAAAUUAGCUAAGUAAUGGAAAAAAGACUAAUAUAGCAAGUGAAUAAAACCAAGACGCUUAAUAUUACUGUUUAUUCAAGGAAAGUUAAUGAUCGAUGUGUCAUAAUUUAAAACAUAACUAUUAUUAGUAAAUUUGUUACAAUAAAUGAAAGCUAUCUAUGUGGUUGUGACCAUAUAAUUGUGUGACGCAAUAUAAAGAAUGAAAAGAUCAUAAUAAGCCCUACCGAAUGAUAGAGUAAAAUGAUUAUAAUGUAAGUCACGUCAGAUAAACUGAUAGGUAGAACGAAAGACAAUGUAUCAAUCUCUGUUAGGAUCCCACUACUGAAUGAACAGGGAAUCAGUUACAAGUGUCUUAGGACAGAGAAAAUAAUUAUUCAAUAAUAGUGAAAGGACUUGGUAUUUAAAGACACUAAUAAUCCCUGUUAUUACUGCAGUGAUAAUGCAUUAUAUGCAGCCAAAGGGUAAUCAGAACAUUCAGGUCUCUUGUGGAUGGUUGGUCUAUUACAGUGUGUCUUAGUCAAUUACUGGCAAAAUAAAGAUUAUUAAAUCCCGUACCGCUUCACUGAACCAAAAGUGUCUUGAGCUCUCUCAUUAUGUAGCUGGUAGAUUUCUAUAUAUAUAUAUAGCUAUAUCCUGGUCAAUUACAAGAUGCAGACAAACAACUUUUUUUCUGGAAUAAAUUGGUUGCUUGGCAGCUUUCAGUGUGAAGAGAUUCUGUAUUGAAUGAGUCACCGUGCGCAUGACAACCGUAUUGGCGUAUGUGUGAGUGUGUGCGGAUAUUCAGAGAAAAUGUCAUUCAGUGCUAUGUCUCACAGUGUAAUUUCUCUUCUCUUGUAGAAACAGCCCUCGUACAUGACGAAGCACCCUGAUGCCAUCAACACACUCAGAUACCAGAACCAGCUGCUGACGCGGGUUAGUAAACCCUGGCUGCUCCAGAGCAGUAAUGGAAGACUUUGGGCAUGUCGAGGGUACAGGGACAGGUUUGGGUACAUGGAUUCCUAGCGUUCCCCACUGGCAGCAUUCCAGGAACUCCCUCCCAUUGCUGGUUCUCUUUUCUUGGUAUGAGUCAAUAUCUCCGUCUCCCUGAGUUCCCAUCAUGCAGUGCAAGGAGGCACUGGCGCUUGUGAUGAUUUCCUGUAAAUCUACAGUUGGGGUACCAAAAGUGAAUUUCAAAUUUAAGGUCAAAAUAGUUGAACUGGAAAAAUUAUCUGAGUCAGCAAUACUUUGAAUUAGGCUACUGUGGCCUGCAGGAUAAUGGCUUGGCCAGGCGAGGGGGAAGGUAGACAAACAACAGAGGAAGGUGUAGGACUGUUAUACAGCUCUGGUUAAUGGUGCGUUAUAAAUAAUAUUGUUCUAGAUAAAGUAUGAGUUAGAGAUGGUGAGAUUGCUCAGUUGGUUAUUGUACCAAUUGUGUUAGAAGUUCACACAGGUUAGUUUCAGAGCAGAAUCAACUAAAGCAUGCUUCUCUCUAAGGUUCCUGAUUACCAUGGAGUUAGGAGCGUGUAAUAUAUGUACCCUAGCAUUGCAGGAAAUGGAGGUCUCCAUGUAUCCCUCCUGAUAAUGUUGGAUACUAUUGUAACUGAUGUAAUUUCAUUGUAGGAGCUCUCCACACAGAAUGAAAGGAUCUGGAAGCUGCAGCGAGAGAAUGAGGCUUUAUAUAGGGAGCUUGAAGAGCGUCAGUUCCAUAGAGGGACAUUCAUCUGAGAGCAGUGGAUGCACCCAAUGUGCAGUCAGUUUUCCAUAUAAAGGGACUCGAGGAGCACAACAAGCUGUGCCACCAGCAGGAUAACCGUUAUAAAAUUACACAGUGCUAGAUCCAAUGAGACACAGUCUCGGUAAUUAGAGAUCUGCUGUUGGACCUGACUAGAAAGAAAAUAAAACAUUGCUCUUAUCCCUCGUCAGCCAAGCCUUCAUAUUGCGUGAUAUCUAUGAUCCAUGGCGUGUCUGGCCAGAGACCUCCAAGACAAACUGUGAAUAACAAACUAUACGGCAUCUGUGUCUUACGAAAUACCGGUUGUUUUCACCAUAACACACACCUGCAGCGUCCCUUCUUCCGAUCGUCAGAGCACUUCUCGUUUUGGAUUAUUCUUUCUAAUUACAUGACAGCAACAUUCUCAUCUUAUUACAGACACAGAACAGUCUUCUGCCCACAGAUCAUCAGAGGAUUCUUCUCACCUUGAAAAAAACAAAUCUGUUUAACCACAGACUUCCCUGUCCGAAUCCGCCACUAUCUGUGUCCCUUAAUUUUUAUAUUAAAAAUAUCACAUCAUUCUUUUCUGUAUGGCCUCUGUUUACAGAUAUGUAUACGAGUCAAUGAUGUUAUGUAACACUAAAGGCUUUAUUCAAUAAACCCCAAACUGUAGAGAAUGAAAACCAAGGUGUAAAGUUUACGCAAGAGCAGCUGGUUUGCACAAAAACUCUCCAGUUCAGCAAUAAUUGGAGUUUGCCCAUUUUAGUAUACAUUGUGUAAUUGUUUCUAAUCCUCUAGAAUUAGUUAUUGAGCGAAUAACCUGUGGUGUCUUGUUGCUGGUACAGUUUCUCUGCUACUAAGUGUGCAGAGCGUGCAUUCUUUCUGACCAUUCCAGGCACCCACUGGUGUGGAAGAAAUGUAAAACCGUUCGUUGCGUGGCUGCUUCUACUGGGAGAAUUAAGUGAACCUGGGCUGGGGGAAAUAUAAUUAAUACAUAGCUGUUUAACUACAUCUAUUCUCAAGGAAGGGAAGUUUAUGCAGAUUAUCAAAAACUGAAGUUAAAGGGAGAAGCCAGAUUAAAAUAUGGAAAACUAACCCUUUUAUUCAAUUGGCCUUCAUUUUAGCACUUUGGGUGAAUGGAAUUCAUGUAAUUGUAUAAACUAGGCAAGUCUGUUCAAUCCCCUGUAUUAUUCGCAAUAAAUACAUUGUUUG
Messenger RNA from Pelobates cultripes (western spadefoot toad), 29858 nucleotides. The record is from the annotation of a GenBank genome assembly. NCBI's taxonomy places the organism in Eukaryota, Metazoa, Chordata, Amphibia, Anura, Pelobatidae.